Molecule: messenger RNA, 1811 nt
Organism: Lates calcarifer (barramundi perch)
Lineage: Eukaryota; Metazoa; Chordata; Actinopteri; Centropomidae
Product: CD209 antigen-like protein E
Exons: 7
Coding region: 533-1324 (263 amino acids)
Source: RefSeq, a predicted model, not a curated record
ACCAGCAACAAGAAUCCUUUAAAAUCCUGUUCAGUUCUACAGGUUUGUCUGUUUUCAGGAUAUGAUGAGCAGUUUUCACAAAUGUUUUUAUGGGUUUUUGGCUCCUGAUGUUUUUUCAUUUUGACCAUACAUUCAUCUGCUUCCACAUACAUUUGUAUGUUCCUACAGUUUCCCUGCAAACUAUUUUGGUGCCAUGAAAACAACUGAAAAGUUCUACCAGGCCUGGUUUCUUUCUACAUAUCUUCAUAUCCAUCAGUGGCAGAGAGCUCAGAUAUUCUCAGCUGAAUGAAAUGAAGAAAACCUUGAUUAUGAUGUACAUUUCUGUCAGGUGAUAAAAGGUGAACUGCAGCAGAGUGAGACGACAUGACAGAGACAGAGCGAUUAGAUUUCCCAUCACAGGUCAUCACAGCUCAGCAUUAGUGGCUAACCAGAGACAAACUGUUGCAGCAGAAAACAGAACUAAAAACCACUCAGUGAAAACUUCCCUCAGUCUUUAUGUACGAUCACAGACGAACUUUAUUCUUUGUUCAGGAUGAACAGAAAAACACAGCAGCCGACUGUUAGGUUCAAAAAUCCCAAUGUUUCUUCAGCUGAAGAGAAACCUGAGGAAGCUGACUAUGUUAAUGCAGCAGUGUGCUCUGUGGAAGGUGGUAAAUGUGAAGAUAAGAAGUCUCCCUCCUUCACUCAGUCUGUUCCAACAGUAGCAGGGUGUUGGCUCAUACUGUUGGUGAUUGUGGCCCUUCGAAUCUACUUUACCUCGGUCAUUUCUGCAAACAACACCAAGCUGACUGCAAAAAACCAGGAGCUGGAGACAGAGAAGAACAACUUAACUGAACAAAUAAAAGACUUGGAGAUGAAGAAUGCGGUCAGCGUCACUCAAGCUCAGUGGAGCAUUGAUGCCUACUGCCCCCCAAAAAAUAAUGUAAGACAGUGUAAAGCUUGUGAGACAGGCUGGGGUGUCUUCCAGUCCAGCUGUUACGCGUAUCAUGACGCUGAACCUUCUGACCAAAGAACCUGGGAAGAAGCUCGAGAAUACUGCAAAGGAAAGAUUUCAGAUUUGGUCACUGUAGCUGAUGAAAAAGAGAAGAAUCAUGUCAGUGGUUUAAGUGUGCCCAGUGAAGGACUCACUGAAUACUGGAUUGGCCUGAGAGCUGAAGGUGGGAAAUGGAAGUGGUUUGAUGGAACUAAUCUGGCUGACAGCUUGUGGAAACAAACUCCUGUUGAUGGUCACUGUGCAGUUUCUGAUCAAAAAGAAGGAUGGAAAUCAGUGAGCUGUGGUGAAAGGAAACGAUGGAUCUGUGAAAAAGCAGCUUUAUCUCUUUAAACACUGCAGUUAAUGCUCAGCAGUGAGACUUUUAGCAGAUUUGAUCAAGAUGGGCGUCUAAAAAUAUAUUGUAUGUUUAUUCAUUUUACUUUGUCUCAGCUUGUCACUUAAUGAUUAUUAAUCACUUUCAUGCAUUAAGUGCAGCAUGUUAAAUUGCCCCUGUGUGUGUGUGUGUGUGUGUGUGUGUUAUAUACAGUAAAUAAACUUGCCUUGCAACAAAUUCUCACAGCCCAACAUACUUCUCUUUCUUUUGUUGUAGUGAUCUAAUUUCCGAGAGGAACCUCAUGAUGAAAUAAUGAGUAAAGUUUGAAAUGACUAUUGUGAACGGGAACAGGUGCAUACAGGUGUUCUAAAACAAGAGGGAGUUAGUUAUUGCACUAGCUGCUUAUCAACACAGCAAACAGGAACUGCUAAUAGCUAAUUCACCGUAAUUAAAAGUAUUCUCACUAAACACAACAAAUCUAUGAUAAUGUUAUACAUCUAUUUA